Molecule: messenger RNA, 669 nt
Organism: Guillardia theta CCMP2712
Lineage: Eukaryota; Cryptophyceae; Pyrenomonadales; Geminigeraceae
Exons: 1
Coding region: 1-669 (222 amino acids)
Source: RefSeq, a predicted model, not a curated record
AUGCAAUCUAUCUCCUUUGCCAACCAUCCCUUCCUCAGCGAACCUUUUGCGGACGAUUUCCUCGAUCAAACUACCCUGGACGAUGAUUGGUUCCGAGUCCCCUUGCCGGAGGCUGACCCGACUACGCUCUUGGCCGACUCUUUCUCAGACUCACCAUUCGUUCCCUCCCUCAUGCAGGAUCUCUUUGCCUUGCACCAGAGUGAUCUUCUGAGCCCUGAGCCUUCCAUGAUCAUGAAUAGCAAGAUCAUGGGAGACGUUUUUCAGGUCAACUGGCCGUCGGAGACAAGGAACAACUCAAUUGUACAUGCACAUACUUCAUCUGUCAGCAACACUCCUCCUUCUCGCCCUGUGCAGCGCUUCCCCCAAGCACCUGUUGUGAGGGUACAGUCCCGACAGGCUGACUUCCAUUCUGAUAAACCAGUGGAGAUCACGCUCGAGUUGCUAGCAGAGCACUUCCACGAGAGCCUGGAGGUAGCGUCAGCAAAGAUCGGCAUCGGCAAAUCCACGAUGAAGCUGGUGUGCAGACAAUUGGGCGUUGAAAAAUGGCCGUACAAGUUCAACCGCAAGGGUGGAAAGAAGGUCUUGCGAAGACCAGAUGGGUGCAAACAUCGUGAAGAAUCGUCUACCGCCUCGGACACUGAUGGGUCUGAGGAGCCUAUCUUCUUGUAG